AUGAAUAAGCUAUUUUUAUUUUGUCUUUUCGUAUACAGCGUCGUAGCUGUAAGACCCUACAAGGAACGUUAUGGUAAUGUUUCUAAGCAUUUAGAUAACGAGUUUAAGAAGAGGAACCCUGAUGGAGGAAAACCAUUCAAUUUAAAAGAAAAUAUUAAUUAUGUAAGAAAAAAUAAUUAUGAGUUGUAUGUUGAUGCGAAUGGAGAAUUAAAACAACAGAAUUAUAAUGUGAAUGAACCAAGACAAGUUUUAAAAAAAAAUAUGGAUAAAUUUCGAUAUUUAGUAAACGAUUUAGAAGUAUUAUUUGGUGUGUAUGAAUUAAAUUCUAGAGAUAAAGAAAAGGUAUUAAGAGAGACUUUAAAAAAAGAAUCUUUAUGCUUUACUAUUGCUGGUUUAGUAUCAAAUAGUCUUAACCAAAUAAAUGUUGAGGAUUCUCCAAUAUAUGGAUUAUUAAUACAAGGAGAAAGGGACAAAAAUUAUGAAGUAAAUAAUACACUUGAUAUAUAUGUGAUAUUAUCAAAUAUAAGUGUUCCUUUAGGUAGUUUUUUUUUUCCAGAAAUGAAAAGAGCCCCAUAUCAACUACCAUAUUUAGUUGGUCAUUAUGAUAGUAGAAGUGGAAUAAAAAAUAAGGAUAUUUCUUAUUUAUGUCCAUUACCUGAAUUUUUAAUAGAUGUAAUGAGAACAACUAAAUAUGGAUUAAAAUUUAAUUUUAAUGGCACAGAUAUGGAUGUCAAAGAACUUUUCCCUGUAACCUUAACAAAUACACUAGAAACAGCUAGUCUCUUACCUGUCCAAAAAGAAGAUUCUUAUAAGAAUGAACGUAACAUGUUAUUAGGUAUAUUAAAAAAUAUAUCAAAAGAUGUACCAUAUAGAAAGGUUGUAGAUAGAGGAGUACAAGGUAAUGGUAUUAUUAACCCUGAAGAAAGAAUAUUAGCAAGUAAAUCCUUUUCUAGUUCUCGUGAAAAUAUUAAAAAUUUUGUAUCGAAUUCUGGUAAAAGCCCAUUAGAUACAAGUUCUGUGGCUUUAUAUUUUUUAGCAUUAAGUCAAAAUUUAUUUGAAAAAACUAGAAAUGCAGUACCAUCUAGUAAUAGAUUAACUAAUAUAACAGUAACAAAUGUUCAAACAAAUAAUGCUGGAUAUUUAACACAUUAUACUCUAAAAUUAGGUUUAGAAAAUUCAAGAUCAUUAACAGUAGAAGCUUUAGUUAAUGGAAAAAAUAUAUAUGUACCUAAAGAUAUAAAAAAUAUGGAAACGGUAGUAUCAUAUGAUGUACCAUAUACAUGGGGUAUAAUGGUGAGUCCCCAAGAAGGAUUUUCAUAUAUCUUUGGAAACUUAGUUUUUGACAUUGCCAAAUCUUUCUCUUAUAAUGUGAACAACUUAUCUUCCUUUGUAAGAAGUCCAUAG
Molecule: messenger RNA, 1404 nt
Organism: Plasmodium adleri (nom. inval.)
Lineage: Eukaryota; Apicomplexa; Aconoidasida; Haemosporida; Plasmodiidae
Product: secreted ookinete protein, putative
Exons: 1
Coding region: 1-1404 (467 amino acids)
Source: RefSeq, a predicted model, not a curated record